This is a messenger RNA of Aspergillus terreus NIH2624, 783 nucleotides long. RefSeq lists its product as uncharacterized. Bases 1 to 783 code for a protein of 260 amino acids. The transcript is spliced from 2 exons. Lineage: Eukaryota; Fungi; Ascomycota; Eurotiomycetes; Eurotiales; Aspergillaceae. The record is from RefSeq and is a predicted model, not a curated record.
AUGGAUGACAAUUCUACAACACUGCAUCCCCGUUCAAACUGUCUCUCAUAUCCCAGAGUUCUCCUCCAAGAGCCAAGCUUCAUACCUGGGACUCUUGAUUUGUGUUAUCAGGAAGAGACGCUGUCUCUAUCAACAUCAGAGGCUGAGUGUAUCGAUUCGUAUCUUAGCCUCAUCGCCGCGACGGCUCGUCUGCCUUCUGCGCUUGCGCUUCCGGUUGCCUUCCGACGCCCUCUCUCUCCGAUUGUUGUGUGCCUUGGUGUAGCAGACGUGGUGGCGAGGUUGCAAGGCACGGCGCAGUGCAUACAACAAACCGUCUUCGACAAAGGGCAGAACCCCCGGUCGAAACAAGUGCGGAGGGCAAAGGAUCAGGGAGGCGACGGCCCUCCCGGAGGAGAGCCAAGUAGCGACCGUCGUGUCCGGUCCAGAAUUCAUCACCGCUGGAUUGGUUCGCACGAAGUUCCCCUAUCCGCUUCUCCAAUAGUCGUGUCCACGCAGAAAAUCGCGAUGAUACUCCUGGAGAACUUCCACGUUGCCCCACUCAUCUUCGCUCACGGGCCAAGCAACGCGCUGGCCACCGAAGAUGUGUUGAUGGGUGUCGGCAGGUCGGAGAAGCGCCAGUCGGCGCAAACGGUCGUCAAACAAGAGUUGCACACCGUAAGCCGACAGCAAGGCGUUCACAUGCGAUUCGAUACUGCGGGAGAAGUCCCGGGCAAUAGUGGCAAUCUGUUUGUCGUGAGUAUCCAACGUGCCGGUGCCAGUAAGGUCAGCGAAACAAGCCCUUAG